UGACUCCUGCCAAGAUGUCCUGCCAGCAGAACCAGAAGCAGUGCCAGCCUCCCCCCAAGUGCCCCUCCCCCAAGUGCCCCCCAAAGAGCACAGCACAGUGUCUGCCUGCAGCCUCCUCCUGCUGUGCUACAAGCUCUGGGGGCUGCAGUGUCCCCAGCUCUGAGGGAGGCUGCUUCCUGAGCCACCACAGGCACAGGUCCCACAGAUGCAGGCGCAGGAGCUCCAGUUCCUGUGACCGUGGCAGUGGCCAGCAGUCUGGGGGUUCAGGCUGUGGCCACAGCUCUGGAGGCUGCUGCUGACCUGGAUCUUGAGGCCGAGACAAGAGAAUUUGGAGGAAACUGGAAUCCCAAAGGCCAAGGAAAGCACAGCCUGUCUUGUCUUGUCGGUUCCUGGAGUCCCUUCUCUGCCUGUCAGAUGCCCAGGGCCCCCAGC
Molecule: messenger RNA, 432 nt
Organism: Peromyscus californicus insignis
Lineage: Eukaryota; Metazoa; Chordata; Mammalia; Rodentia; Cricetidae
Product: late cornified envelope protein 3D-like
Exons: 1
Coding region: 15-299 (94 amino acids)
Biological process (GO): epidermis development
Source: RefSeq, a predicted model, not a curated record